Molecule: messenger RNA, 816 nt
Organism: Apus apus (common swift)
Lineage: Eukaryota; Metazoa; Chordata; Aves; Apodiformes; Apodidae
Exons: 4
Coding region: 114-758 (214 amino acids)
Source: RefSeq, a predicted model, not a curated record
GCAUUUGGGCAGUGAACGUGAUCCCCUAUGAAGCUCAGCCCCUGCAGGAGACACUGAUUGGCUGGAAAAGGGUGAAAAAAUAUCCCACUCUAUGUCAUCUCUUCGAGGGAGGAAUGAGACAUUCCCAGAAAACUUUCUACUUCCUAGGUGUCUUGGGAGCAUCUUUUAAAGCCCCCCCGAGAUGUCCGACCCUGGGACCUGGCGUGGUGGGGCAGGAAGGCUGCCAGGUGAAAUGGUGCAGAGAUCAAAACCAGCAUCGUUGGACCCUGGGCCACAGUGGUGCAACCAGAAAGAGGCUGGGAAGUCCUGUCCCAUCCCAUCGGCUCUCUCACCCACCCCAUGGACUUGCCACCCCUGCUUGCACCCCACUGCAAGCUGGGCAGAGAAUCUGCCACUUACAGCUGCCAUCUUUCCCUGCACCUUUUCCAAGUCCCUUCAGUGCCAGAGGAACUGGAGCAGACACAGAGCUCAAGGCUCUGAGGAGGACCUGGCACCUGUUCUGUUGGCUCGUGUUGCUGAUGCUUUAUCACUGCAUCCCCAGCAGUGUGACCGGCAGGGGGAUUGUCCCCCUCUGCUCUGCUCUGGUGAGACCCCCCUGCAGGGCUGGGUCCCCAAGACAAGAAGGACACAGAGCUGUUGGAGCGAGUCCAGAGGAGGCCACGGAGAUGAUGGGAGGGCUGGGGCAGCUCUGCUCUGGAGACAUGCUGGGAGAGUUGGGGUGUUCAGCCUGGAGAAGAGAAGGCUCCAGGGAGAGCUGAGAGCACCUUCCAGUGCCUGAAGGGGCUCCAGGAAAGCUGGGGAGGGGCUUGGGACAAG